AUGAACUUGUCGCUCCUGAUCACCGGCGAGCUGCCUGCGGACGCGCAUCCCGGUGCGAGAAAUGCUUGCGGCUUGUACCGACGGCAGGGCCACUUGGUCAACGGUAAGCCGGCCUUCAUGAAGGACGGGCAACUCUUGUCGUCGACGGGCGAGGCGAUGGCCAUGUGGUUUCAUGACGAUGGAAAUGGACAAAAGUCAUGGCUGGUCGGCAAGCACACCAACCUCGGAAACGACGACGCCUACUUGGAGCUGCGCUGCAGCGACGAUGAGCCGGCGCAGACCGAUUGCAUCGAAUGGCUGGCGGCCAACCUGGACGACGAGACGUGGAUGGCGGCUCCGCAGCUGCGGCAUUACGCGAUCGUCAAGCCAGGCGGCGUGGAGCCGGACGUGGUGGUUGUGGAGGAGCGAACACGCAAGCAGCGCGACGCGGAGGGCCGCAAGCGCGCCAUCGACGUCGACAGCGCGGACUCGCGCAAGCGCGCACGCUCGGCGCUCGACCUGCGGGUGGCCAAGGCCAGGUCGCUCCGUGCGUCCGUCGUCGACGCACGGUACAAGGCGCUCCUCCAACCAUCCGUGAACGACUGGGCCGAUGAUAAGAUUGACGACGUGGUGCUGAGCAAGCGCAAGGCGACAGCGCGCGAAGCGGCGAAUUCGGAGGACGCGCCGCUGAGGGCGCUCGAAUCCGCAUAUGCCGGCUUCACCGCGGCGAUCGAGAGGUCACGUCAGGCCGUCGACGCGGCGCGGCUGGCCGUGCAGCAGGCCGAGCACGCAGAGGACGCAGCCGAGGUAACGCUUGAGACGGCGCUGCGCGCCAUUGAGCCCGAGGCCGAGGCGGCUGUCGCGGGCCCGUCGGGCGCGGUGAAGCGCGAAGGAGCCGCCGGAUAG
Molecule: messenger RNA, 885 nt
Organism: Emiliania huxleyi CCMP1516
Lineage: Eukaryota; Haptophyta; Isochrysidales; Noelaerhabdaceae
Exons: 1
Coding region: 1-885 (294 amino acids)
Source: RefSeq, a predicted model, not a curated record